Ruditapes philippinarum (Manila clam) is the source of this 3756-nucleotide messenger RNA. RefSeq lists its product as uncharacterized. The coding region runs from base 44 to 2146 and encodes 700 amino acids. NCBI's taxonomy places the organism in Eukaryota, Metazoa, Mollusca, Bivalvia, Venerida, Veneridae. The record is from RefSeq and is a predicted model, not a curated record. The transcript has a single exon.
GGCCGAGUAUCUUUUACAAAAAUACUUCUUGUUUUAUUUCAGAAUGUUAAGCAAAACUAAAUAUGAUUAUAACAUAUCUUCAAAAUUAUCUCAAGUUAUGGACGAUAUUGGUGUAAACAAGAAAUUGGUGAUGAAAAGAAGACAGACAUUUAUGCUGAAUGAGACUAUUACAACAUUAAUAGACAGGUUAAUUGGAGAGGAUGUCACCACAUAUGUUCUAGGUAGUCAAAGUGAAGGGUCUGUUACAAAAGGACUUAAAUCUGAUUAUGAUAUACUAGCUUGCGAUAAUGCGUAUAAUGUGAUACAGGAUAUUCAUGACUUUCAAAAUGGCAAGCACAACUAUCUUAUGGUCAAAGAUAAUAACACAACUAAAGGAUACUGUUAUCUCCAGCUAAUCGAAUCCAGUCAAGCAAAGACUGGUGAAGGUAAUGUUUUCAGUUAUCCAGAGAAUUUGGUUUUGGAAAAUACAAAAAAUCACUGUCUUGUUAGUUUGAAAUAUUUUAACGGAGCAGAUAUACAUGGACCCGCAAUAAGCACACAAAGAGAAAAUAGAUUUGAUUAUAUGGAUAUUGUAAUUGCUUAUCCUUGUUUUUCAUGGCCACGUUCAGCAUGUGAUUGGCUACAGCGACAAGGAUUGGGUAGAUGGCCAACACAAGAAAUGAAAAAGGAUUGUGUAAGUAAGGGAUUUUUCUUAGCUCCGGUUGGAAGUAAAAUCAGCAAAAAUCCGGAAAUUGAAUGGAGAAUAUCAACUUCAAUUGCAGAAAGGUGUUUAAUGUUUAGUUUGAACAUAACUCAAUUACGCUGUUACGUUUUAAUGAAAAUGAUUGCAAAAUCAUAUUUAACUUUUGACGAUGACACUAAAAUUUCAAGUUUUAUGUGCAAAACAACAUUGUUUCAUUGCAUAGAAAGAUCAGAGCCCGGAAUGUGGAGAGAAGAUAAUUUAUACAUAUGUGUGUUUGUCUGUCUGCUACAAUUACGGUUCUUUAUAUUAAGUCAGAAAUGCCCACAUUUCAUUAUUACUGAAAAUAAUUUGAUGGCAGGUCAGUUCACGGGCGAGGAACAGCUUGACCUGAUUGGCACACUUAAUAUUCUAGUAAACACGUAUGGACUUGGAUUAUUCGGUAUUCAAAUUGACAAUCUAGGUAAAAGAUUAAAGAUAAAACUGAAAAUGAUUGGUAUGAUGAUCGAUUCAAGUGUUCAGUCUCAAAAAGAAAUCAGUGAGUAUAUAUGCUUCAAUCUAAAUAUUUGGUUCUUUGUUAAUGUUAUACAAAAGUAUAAACAUCUGUCAAUGGAAAACAGAGAAACGGUAACAACAUAUAUCCAAAAACUGAACAAGGUUAGUGAAAAGGGUAGCGAAUUAGAAAAGAAAGCAUGCACGUUUCUUUUACCUGAGAUUUACGCAACAUUAGGAUCUGUGUUGGCCUCGUCCAACAUUGGACAAUUUAUCCCUGUUUCACAUGAGGCUUUAAGUUAUUUUGAACAAUAUCCAUACAAUAGUGUUUCUACAACACUUAAACUAGCCUCAGUAUAUUAUUGCUCAGAAAAUUUGGAAGAAUGUGGAGACAUUCUAAGGCAUAUUGAAAGUGAUGUGGAAUAUAAGAAAACAACUCUUAUAUACCCCUUCUGUCAAUGCUAUCCACAUCCACAUUUAUCAACAAGAAAAUUCGUAGCAUUAUGUUAUAAAGAUGUUACUGAAAUCCAGCCAAAUAUAGGGUAUUGUGUACGUUUCCAUAAAAGUGAAUUUAACUGUAUUCCCCAUGAACUACAAUAUGAACUGUUCAGAUCUAGUAAAAAUGAUAUGCAGCACAGAGACGAGCUAGAUGAAAUGUGGAUGGACUUAUCGGUGGUUGAUUAUCUCCCUUUCUUGUAUUUCCUAAAAUACAAAGUAUAUAGACAUCAAAAGAGAACAAAAGAAAAAAGACUAGCUUUGGCCAAACUUACAUAUACUUGCACAGAAAACGCAAUUCUUUAUCACAAAGAAACAGCUCUAAAUUUACUUGGACAAUGUUAUGAAGAUCAAUUUGAUCAUCAAGAAGCUUUAAAAUGUUACCUGUCUUCACUUCUUGUAAGAAAAAGGAACAAUGUUGCAGUAUGGCAUAUAUGCAAACUACUCGCCAGAAUAAUGCUAACGAAAUACAUUUGCUGAUGCACGAGUUAUAGUAACAUGUAUAUUCUUUCUCUAGAUUUCUACAGUAUUUAGCUCACUUAAAUAUGUGACAAUCAUUAAACAGGUUUUACGAAGGAAAAAACUGGUUAUUAGAUUGAGGUAUGUCGGUGGGAGGACGGGCGUAAACAUUUUUUUCUGUGCGCAACUCCUCCUACAUUUCUUAACGGAUUUUGACCAAACUUUCACAGAAGCUUUGUCAAGUGCCCUGGUGCAGAUUGUCAGGGUUUUGUGAUUGGAUAAUAUUUGACCUAAUUAUGGCCCUUUGUUGUUUUUCAUUAUAUAGAAUAUAUAGUGAACAAUUUCUUUUGUGCGCAACUCCUCCUAAAUUUCUCAAAAAAGGAUUUUGUUUAAACUUUCACAGAAGCUUUGUCAUCAAGUGUCCUGAUGCAUAUUGUUGGUGUUUUGUGAUUGGAUAACUUUUGACCUAAUUAUGGCCCUUUGUUGUUUUUUUCCUUAUAUAGAGUAUAUAGUGAACAAUUUGUUCUGUUGUGCAACUCCUUCUACAUUUCUCAAGGGAUUUUGUUCAAACUUUCACAGAUUAGCUUUGUCUUCAAGUGCUCUGAUGCAUAUUGUCGGGGUGUUGUGAUUGGAUAAGUUUUUACAUUAUUAUUGCCCUUUGUUUUUUCCAUAAAAUUUAAUUAUUAGUGUAAUAUAUCCUUUUAAUCACAACAAACUUAAUUUAGUUAUUAAACAGAAACUAUCUAGGUUGCUGCAUGCCUGCCAGCUCAUUCUGCCUGCUUUUGGGUCCUGUAGAGUCAAGGUCAAGGUCAUUGUUGCUAAAAAUAGAAAAUCUGUUUCUAGUCAGGUCACUGUUACUAAAAAUAGGAAAAAGGUUUCCAGUCAAUAACUAGUUUGGAAUAAGAUAUUUUUAUGAAAUAUGGUGUAAAGCAAGUUUUUAUAAAGACCUCACUUGGGAUGGCUUUUUGACCCCCUAGGGUCAAGGUUACAGUUGCUAAAAAUAGAAAAUUCAUUAUUCAUGAUUUAUAUAGCACAUAGUUACAUUGUUUGUUGCUUGUAUUUCAACUACAACAUAUGUAUCUACAAUGAUGAUAAUUGAAAACCUGGUUUUGUGGCAUUGCCAUGUUUCUUGUUUCAUAUUAUAAUUAUAUGAUUAAGCUAGACAUACCUGUAAGGGCUCACACUAAGGGCUCACACAGAGAGAAGACGCAGCUAUCAGCAGCCAGUGGUCAUAUUUUAGAGUAAGUAAUGUCGAAUAAUAUCGCAAAAAUAUCAGUUUAAACGGGGAGGUAGCGGGUUGGGUGUGUGAGCCCUUAGUGAGUUUUAUGUGGAUGAAAUCAUGAUUAACCUUCACCUUACAGGUAAGUCUAGCUUAAUCAUAUAAUUUCAUCCUACAUAUAAACUCACUAAUGGGCCCCACAGAGAUUUUAGAGUCCUUUUUGCGAUAUUUUGGAAAGGACAUUACGUGCCGUCCUACGCCAUGUAGUAAAUAUUUAUCUUUCAUGUUAUUAUGAAGAACAACGAUUUAAUUUAAAGACAUAAAGGUCUUUUUGUAUUUUGCAAUUCGGUAAAAACACAUGUUUUUCAUAUUUUUACAGAAUGUAAAUGCCAUGCACAACUAAAGUAAUUAA